AAAAUUAGAGCUUAACGUCACCAUCUGAUAAAACAUGUACUAUUUAAAACGUGAUAAAAAAGAUGAAGAACUGGGCCAUGGAUUUAAUAUGUUCCACAAUCUGGAUAAAACUAUGGUUUUACAAGAAGCAAGAAUGUUUAAUGAAACGCCAGUUAAUGCUAAAAAAUGUGCAUUAGUAUUGACAAAAAUCUUAUAUAUAGUCAAUCAAAGUGAGCCAAUUGGUAUUCGUGAAGCAACUGAAUGUUUUUUUGCAACAACAAAACUAUUUCAAUCAAAAGAACCACUAUUAAGAAGAAUGGUAUAUUUAGUUAUUAAAGAUUUGGCCCCACUAGCACAAGAUGUGAUUAUAGUUACUAGCAGCUUGACUAAAGACAUGACUGGAAGGGAAGAUUUAUAUAGAGGACCAGCUAUCAGGACAUUAUGCUCAAUUACUGACCAUACUAUGAUGCAAGCCAUUGAACGCUACAUGAAACAGGCAAUAGUUGACAAAAAUCACAGUGUUGCAAGUGCUGCACUUACUUCAUCAAUGCAUCUAUGCAAACAUCAAGGCCUUGAAAUUGUUAAAAGAUGGGUUAACGAGAUUCAGGAAGCAAUCAAUUCUGACAAUGUUAUGGUUCAAUAUCUAGCUUUAGGACUCUUAUAUCAAGUUAAGAAAUCCGAUAGACUUGCUAUAUCCAAACUCUUUUCAAAGUUUUGCAAAGGUAGCUUGAGAUCCCCAUAUGCGUACAUUUUGCUUAUUAGGAUAACCUGCCAAUUGAUCGCCGAGGAUGAAUACAAUAACGCGAACUCGUCCGGCCCCUAUUUCGACUUUCUCGAGAGCUGCUUGCGUCACAAAAGCGAGGCCGUCGUGUUCGAAGCCGCCUCCGCCCUCAUCUCUGUCCCUUCGCGUAAAGACAGGAGCGCCCCAGCGGUGGCUGUGCUACAGCUUUUUUGCGGAUCCGGAAACGCGGCCACCAGAUUCGCAGCCGUCAAGGCGCUUAACGCAGUAGCCAUGAAAAAACCAUCCCUCCUAUCUUCCUGCAAUGCGGAAUUAGAAUCUAUGAUAACGGAUUCUAAUCGCACCGUUUCUACCUUGGCCAUAACCACUCUGCUCAAGAUAGGCAGCGAAUCAUGUAUAGACAGGCUCAUGAAACAGAUCUCCACUUACAUCAGUGAGAUUAGCGACCCAUUUAAAAUAACCAUAGUCGAGGCUAUACGGUCCUUGUGCUUGAAAUUUCCCCGUAAGCAUUCAAUCAUGAUGAACUUCCUAAGCUCAAUGCUAAGGGACGAAGGUGGUUACGAAUAUAAAAGGGCGAUAGUUAAUACUAUCAUCGCGAUCAUUCAAGAAAUACCAGAGGCCAAAGAAACAGGUCUAGCCCAUCUGUGCGAAUUCAUAGAGGAUUGUGAGCAUUCGGUUCUAGCCGUUAAAAUCCUGCACUUACUUGGGAAAGAAGGAUGCAAAACGCCCCAACCAACCAAAUACAUCCGAUACAUUUACAAUAGAGUUAUAUUGGAGGCUCCCGCUGUUAGAGCCGCCGCCGUAAGUGCCUUGGCCAAGUUCGCCCUCUACUGUGAAGAUCUAAGGGGCAGUGUCAAAGUGUUACUCGAGAGGUGCCUGAUGGACCAGGACGACGAGGUCAGGGAUAGGGCUACCUACUAUUUAAGGCUACUGGAUACCUUGGAUGGCGGAGGUGAGGACAAUGUCCAAGGGGUAGAGAAUAGCAAUCGCGUGAAAAGGAUACAUUCUUACAUCGAUAAUGAAACCCACAUUUCGGCCGCGUGUUUAGAGAAAAGUUUGUUACACUAUUUAUCCGAUGACCAUUCAAAGAUCGAACCCUUCGACUUUGACAGCGUUCCUAUCGAAGCCGAGGAGAUAAUUCCGGCGGCUAGUAUGGGCGAUGAUGAGAUGGUCAAGUUCAAAAGGUCUAGAGGCGCCGAAACUGAAGGAACUUUUGGAGAAGAUAUGGCUCAGAGCGGAGAAGCCUUUGGAACUGGUCGAUCAAGCGCGAAAGAGGAUGCCGUAUCACGAGAAAGUUUAUAUAUGGAACAACUAUCCAAAAUAGCAGCAUUUUCAACACUGGGCCCGUUAUUCAAAUCCUGCCAGCCCGUGUAUUUGACGGAAGAAGAGACGGAAUACGUAGUUAAAUGUACCAAACAUAUGUUUACCCAUUACGUCGUUUUUCAGUUCGAUAUAAACAACACCUUAACGGACCAAGUUCUCGAAUCCGCUUCCAUAGAAAUGGUUCCUGGGCAAGAGCAGUUCGAAGUUAUAAAACGAAUACCCGCCAAAAAAAUUUUGCCAGCCGGGUUUUCUGAUACCCUCAAAACUCCUUACAGCGGGAAGGUUGGACAUAAAGUCGUAGGGGAUAUCGCCGAAGCUGAAGAACGCGAAGGAUUAGAAACAUCAUAUUCCUGCGUGAGAAUGCCCAAAGAAGAGAUCUUAGUGACCUGUACUUUCAAUAACAUCAUGAAAUUCAAAGUGAAGGAGUACGACGCCAGCACUGGUGAAAUAUCUGAAACCGCCUACGAAGAUGAAUAUACUUUGGAAGAUAUAGAACUUAAUGUGUGUGACAGUAUGAAGGCUAUUACCAAGCAUAACUUUUCCGUGUCAUGGGAAGAAUUGGGACCGGAAAAUGAACUCGAAGAUAGUUUCGUGCUAUCCAACGUUAAAACCUUACAUGAUGCUAUCAUCAAGCUCAUUCAGUACUUGGGCAUGUCACCUUGCGAUAGUUCCGACAAAGUAUCCGAAUCCAAAAAUCUUCACACUCUCUACCUAUCGGGCAUAUACAGAGGCAAUCACGAUAUAUUAGCUAGGAUAAAAAUUGUAGCCAUGCCGGAGACUGGUGUGACAAUCAACAUGCUCGUAAGAAGUUCCGAUCCUUCCGCCAGCGAAGUAUUAAUUACAGCUAUGGGAUAGAAAAUAGAGAGAAAACCCAUUUAUUUAUUAAAGUUAUAAAUUUAAAAUAAUGUGACUUUUAUUAUUUAUUUGAUUAUUAUCAUUACUUAAUUAUUUUGUUUUCCCUAAAAUGUUUAUGAAUUUAUUUAUACUAUUUUAUAAAUUUUUGCAUAAUUUUCUUUAACGA
Molecule: messenger RNA, 3062 nt
Organism: Gordionus sp. m RMFG-2023
Lineage: Eukaryota; Metazoa; Nematomorpha; Gordioida; Chordodea; Parachordodidae
Product: coatomer subunit gamma-2-like
Exons: 24
Coding region: 35-2896 (953 amino acids)
Biological process (GO): endoplasmic reticulum to Golgi vesicle-mediated transport; intra-Golgi vesicle-mediated transport; intracellular protein transport
Cellular component (GO): COPI vesicle coat; endoplasmic reticulum; Golgi membrane
Molecular function (GO): structural molecule activity
Source: RefSeq, a predicted model, not a curated record